This is a messenger RNA of Anoplophora glabripennis (Asian longhorned beetle), 599 nucleotides long. RefSeq names its product DNA-binding protein D-ETS-3 (gene Ets65A). Gene Ontology annotation, cellular component: nucleus. Gene Ontology annotation, biological process: cell differentiation; regulation of transcription by RNA polymerase II. The annotation marks the transcript as partial. Gene Ontology annotation, molecular function: sequence-specific DNA binding; DNA-binding transcription factor activity, RNA polymerase II-specific. Lineage: Eukaryota; Metazoa; Arthropoda; Insecta; Coleoptera; Cerambycidae. The record is from RefSeq and is a predicted model, not a curated record. The transcript has 4 exons.
AUCCAUAUCAAAUGUUUGGACCCACAAGUAGUCGUUUAGCGAGUUCAGGUUCCGGACAAAUCCAACUGUGGCAGUUCCUUCUGGAACUCCUCAGCGACUCCUCCAACGCGGCUUGCAUAACCUGGGAGGGUACCAACGGAGAAUUCAAGUUGACCGACCCGGACGAAGUCGCCAGGAGGUGGGGGGAGAGGAAAUCGAAGCCGAACAUGAACUAUGACAAACUGUCCAGGGCGCUAAGAUAUUAUUACGACAAAAACAUCAUGACUAAGGUGCACGGGAAGCGAUACGCCUACAAGUUCGACUUCCAAGGCCUAGCGGCUGCUACGCAGCCGGCUACCAGCGACCCCAGCAGCUACAAGUACCAAAGCGAGCUGUUCAUGAGCUCCUACCACCACAGCGCUAAACUCGGCGGUUUUAUGAGCCCACACGCCACCAUACCCAGCUCGGCAGCGUCGAUAUUCCCCUCGCCUGGGUCGUACUGGAGCAAUCCCAGCGCCAACCUCUACUCCAACAUCGCCGCCAGCACGCAUUCCAUCAGCCACCACGCGGGACCCCAUCUCGGGGCGCCCCCUUUAGGCUCAUAUCCGCACUACGCAUGA